This is a messenger RNA of Austrofundulus limnaeus, 907 nucleotides long. RefSeq names its product protein SET. Gene Ontology annotation, cellular component: nucleus. NCBI's taxonomy places the organism in Eukaryota, Metazoa, Chordata, Actinopteri, Cyprinodontiformes, Rivulidae. Gene Ontology annotation, biological process: nucleosome assembly. The record is from RefSeq and is a predicted model, not a curated record.
AAAAAGAACAACAAGAAGCUAUUGAACACAUCGAUGAAGUUCAGAAUGAAAUCGACAGACUAAACGAACAGGCGAGUGAAGAGAUCCUAAAAGUCGAGCAGAAGUACAACAAACUACGUCAGCCCUUCUUUCAGAAGAGAUCAGAACUCAUCGCCAAAAUCCCAAACUUCUGGGUCACGACGUUCGUCAACCAUCCCCAGGUCUCGGCUCUCCUGGGCGAGGAAGAUGAAGAAGCUCUUCAUUACCUGUCCAAGGUGGAGGUCACAGAGUUCGAGGACAUCAAGUCUGGAUACAGAAUAGAUUUUUCAUUUGAUGAGAACCCGUACUUUGAGAACAAAGUUCUGUCCAAAGAGUUCAACGUGAACGAGAGCGGAGACCCCGUGUCCAAAUCCACCGAGAUCAAAUGGAAAUCUGGGAAGGACCUGACCAAACGGACCGGACAGACGCCCAACAAGGCGGGGAAGAAGCGGCAGCAUGAAGAACCUGAGAGCUUCUUCACCUGGUUCUCGGACCACUCGGACUCCGGCGCCGACGAGCUGGGGGAGGUGAUCAAAGACGACAUCUGGCCCAACCCCCUGCAGUACUACCUGGUUCCUGACAUGGAGGAUGAAGAGGCUGAGGAUGACGAGGAAGAGGAGGAGGAGGAAGGUCUGGAGGACAUUGAUGAAGGUGAAGAAGAGGAGGGUGACGAUGAAGACGGUGAAGGAGAAGACGGAGAGGUGAGAAAACCUGAGACAUGAUCAGAACUCACCAUUUAACUCCAGAACCAGAUGUUCUGGUCCAGUCUGGUCCUGCAGGUCAGACCCUUCACUUAGACCAGGGGGGUCUGACCACAUGUGUACAAGUACACAGAAAGUACCACUGAAGGUAAAGUAUGUUGUAGUCAGGAUGUAACGGUUCUGUCUGG